AUGGUCCGGAGCGGAGCCGGCCCGAGCGCCUCCAGCCGCAACUCUGCGGGGCUUGAGACUGACACCUCCAGCCCCGCUGCCAGCUCGUCCCCGCCCCCGGGACUGACGUCGAGGGGCGGAGCCUCCGACGCCCCGCCCCCUGCCUCAGAUGCCUGCAGGGGCCCUGCCAUCCUGCUCUUUGGAACCACCUUGUCCCCUGUCCUGCCCCAGCAGUUCCUGUGGGGCCUGAGGCUAAGCAGUCACUGCUCACUGGUGGAUUCUGAUGAGGACUCCGCCACCAUUUUCCAGGAGAAUGCUUUCCCGGCAAAGGCAUCUCCAGCCCGGACUUCUCCAGCCCGAGCACCCCCUUCCAGGUCAUCAUCGGGCAGGUCAUCAUCUGUCACGUCAUCAUCUGUCAGGUCAGCCUCCACGACAUCCUCUCCGACAAGAGUGUACCUGGUUAGAGCAACACCACUAGGGGCCGUUCCCACCCGGGCAUCUCCUGCCAGGUCAGCGCCAGCCACCAGGGUCACCAGGGAGAGCCCAGGUCUCAGCCUGCCCAAGUUCUCCUGGCAGGAGGCCCAGAAGCAGCUGCCAUUCAUCGCGUGUGUGCUCCUCCUCAUCGCCCUCGUGGUCUCACUCAUCCUUCUCUUCUACUUCUGGCGGGGUCACACAGGGAUCAAGUACAAGGAGCCAGUAGAGAGCUGCCCCAUGCAAGCCGUUCGCUGUGAUGGGGUGGUGGACUGCAAGCUGAAGAGCGAUGAGCUGGGCUGUGUGCGGUUUGAUUGGGACAAGUCUCUGCUUAAAGUCUACUCCGGGACCUCCCAUGAGUGGCUCCCUGUCUGCAGCAGCAACUGGAACAAUUCUGACUCCAAGAAGACCUGCCAGCAGCUAGGGUUUGAGAGUGCUUACCGAACAACCGAGGUGGCCCUCAGGGACUUUGCCAGCAGUUUCUCAGUCUCUGACUACAACUCCACCAUCCUGGAAAGCCUGCACAGGUCUGAAUGCCCUUCCCAGCGUUAUGUCUCUCUCCAGUGCUCCCACUGUGGCCUGAGAGCCAUGACCGGGCGGAUUGUGGGAGGGGCAUUGGCCCCAGAGAGCAAGUGGCCUUGGCAAAUCAGUCUGCACUUCGGCACCACCCACAUCUGUGGGGGCACACUCAUCGAUGCCCAGUGGGUGCUUACUGCUGCCCACUGCUUCUUUGUGACCCGGGAGAAGAUCCUGGAGGGCUGGAAGGUGUAUGCUGGCACCAGCAACCUGCGCCAGCUGCCUGAGGCUGCCUCUAUCUCCCAGAUCAUCAUCAAUGGCAAUUACACUGAUGAGCAGGACGACUAUGACAUCGCCCUCCUGAGGCUCUCCAAGCCCCUGACCUUGUCCGCUCACAUCCAUCCUGCCUGCCUUCCCAUGCACGGACAGACCUUCAACCUCAACGAGACCUGCUGGAUCACAGGCUUUGGCAAAACCAAGGAGACUGAUGAGAAGACAUCCCCUGUCCUUCGUGAGGUGCAGGUCAACCUCAUCGACUUCAAGAAGUGCAAUGACUACUCAGUCUAUGACAGCUACCUUACCCCGAGGAUGAUGUGUGCUGGGGACCUUCGAGGAGGCAGAGACUCCUGCCAGGGAGACAGUGGGGGGCCUCUUGUCUGUGAGCAGAACAACCGCUGGUACCUAGCAGGUGUCACCAGCUGGGGCACAGGCUGUGGACAGAAAAACAAACCGGGUGUGUACACCAAAGUGACAGAAGUCCUUCCCUGGAUUUACAGCAAGAUGGAGAGUGAGGUGCACUUCCAGAAAUCCUAA
Castor canadensis (American beaver) is the source of this 1779-nucleotide messenger RNA. Lineage: Eukaryota; Metazoa; Chordata; Mammalia; Rodentia; Castoridae. The record is from RefSeq and is a predicted model, not a curated record.